AUGGCGCCGCAAAACAAUGACAAACCGAAGAGGCGUAAGAAGAGAAAGUCUAGAACUGAAGUCUCUUCCGACAGCGAUUCGGAAACCUCACCAGCUACCGAGCAGCCAUCCAAGAAAUUCAAAUCACCUCCAGAACCAACAACUCUGAGCGAUGCAGAAGUAGACAAAGCAUUCACGAAGUUCUACAUGCAGCGUCUAACUACUGAAUUCGAGGAUGAUCUCGAUAAAUUGCGGAAAGCGGAUGAUUUCAAAGAUGAUGCGCUGGAGAUUCUUAUUGGGGCUUUGCAGCAGGGGACGAGCAUGUUUGGGAUGGGGGAAAAGAGGAGGAUUGUUGAGGCUGGAAUGGGGAAGAAGGGUGAGUGA
Mollisia scopiformis is the source of this 363-nucleotide messenger RNA. RefSeq lists its product as uncharacterized. NCBI's taxonomy places the organism in Eukaryota, Fungi, Ascomycota, Leotiomycetes, Helotiales, Mollisiaceae. The transcript is spliced from 3 exons. Gene Ontology annotation, cellular component: preribosome, large subunit precursor. Gene Ontology annotation, biological process: ribosomal large subunit assembly. The record is from RefSeq and is a predicted model, not a curated record. The coding region runs from base 1 to 363 and encodes 120 amino acids.